Molecule: messenger RNA, 6393 nt
Organism: Struthio camelus australis
Lineage: Eukaryota; Metazoa; Chordata; Aves; Struthioniformes; Struthionidae
Source: RefSeq, a predicted model, not a curated record
GACUGUGAGUCACAGAGGAAGGUUAAUCCCAUCCACAUGCUUUCUAUAAGAGUCAUACAAGCCAAGAACAUCAAGUCAAGAGACCUCUUGACUGCAUCAGACUGCUAUGUGCGCUUGUGGCUGCCUUCUGCUUCAAAUGAAAAGCUUCAGACCAAAACCAUCAAGAAUUCUGAUGACCCUGUCUGGAACGAGACUUUCUACUUCAGGAUCCAGAGUGAAGUUGAGAACAUCUUAGAAUUGGCGUUAUGUGAUGAAGAUCCUCUCACCAAAGAUGACAUGCAGUUCACAGUUCUUUUUAACGUUGCUAGAGUCAAACCUGGAAAGACAGUCCAUGAGACAUUUGCUUUGAAAUCGGAGAGAGAGAGGUGCACCAAGAAAUGGGAAUGUUUGGAAGUGGAAUUCAAGAUGGAAAAAAUUCCUGGCCCUCCAGAGCACCUCAUUACCAAUGAUGUCCUAGUGUCCCGUGAAGUUUGCUGCUUGGAAGUGCAAGUGGACAGAAGUGAAAGCAUGAAAUAUUUGAAAGAGGGCAAAAAUGUCAUACUUAUGGUUCCUGCAUCUCAUGAAGGAACACAGAAGACUACAGAGGACAUAAAUACUUUCUAUUUCCAUUGCGUGAAGGCUUGGGAGCCUGUGCUAAAAGUCAGGCUGCAGAAAGUUCCUGAUAAGGAAGAUGACAAAAACAAUUUAAGUGACACCUUAACAGUACCACUGAAAUUUCUCCCUGUUGGACAUAAAGUGAAAGUAGCCCUCCCUGUAAGAAACAAUGUGCCCCUGCAGUUGUACCUCCAACUAAAUGAUUGCUCAGAAAAACUAGAUGUGCGCUUAGGAUAUAAUCUGUGCCCAGAAGAGCAAGAAUUCUUGCAAAAAAGGAAGAGAGUGGUUGCCAAUGCUCUGAAAAAGGUUCUUCAUCUGGAAAGAGAUCUGCAUGGACAUGAGGUCCCUGUAAUAGCUGUAAUGGCAACAGGUGGAGGCCUCAGAGCAAUGUCAGCAAUGUUUGGCCACCUCUUAGCUCUUCAGAAACUAAAUCUGUUGGACUGUAUUACUUAUCUCACUGGGGCUUCUGGCUCAACAUGGACCCUAGCAGACCUGUAUGAGCAUGCUGAUUGGUCACAGAAGACUCUGGAAGGGCCACUCAAGGUGGUAAAAGAACAAGUGACAAAAAGCAAGUUCAACAUUAUGUCUGUGGAGAAUCUGAAGUAUUUUCACAAGGAACUCACUGAAAGGGCAAAAGAGGGACAUAUCUCAUCUUUUACAACCUUAUGGUCACUUGUUCAGGAAAUGUUCUUACAUGAUCAGGCAAGAAAGUACAAACUCACAGACCAGCGCAAGGCAUUGGAGCAUGGCCAAAACCCAUUGCCUUUCUAUGCGGUCCUCAAUGUCAAAGAGGAAAAGUUCAGCACUUUCAGAUUUAGAGAAUGGACGGAGUUUUCUCCUUACGAGGUGGCCAUACCAAAAUACGGAGCCUCCAUUCCUUCAGAAUUUUUUGACAGCGAGUUCUUCAUGGGAAGGCGAGUGAAGAAGUUACCAGAAUCUCGGAUCUGCUAUCUGGAAGGUCUUUGGACAAACAUCUUUACUAGGAAUUUGCUGGAUGGCUUGUAUUGGUCUUCAAAUUCAAAUGAAUUCUGGGAACGAUGGGCCAAAGAUAUGGUAGAUAUAGAUAAACAUUCCCCUGAGGACGAUACCACUGUCAUCAAGCCUCCAUCUUGUUUGUCAGGGAAAUUGUAUGAAAUGUUUCAGGACAUUAUGACAAAGCGCCCGCUGCUGGGAAAGUCUCAUAACUUCCUGAGAGGCUUGGAAUUUCAUAAGGAUUACAGCAACCAGAAAGAAUUUACUGAAUGGAAAGUUCUUAGCAGGGGAAAAAAAAAAGCACUAUGUCUGCGUGCUCUGAAAAAAUCAAUCCCCAGAGCAGCCGUGAGGCCAGCGGGGUCUAUGUCUCACCUGUUCUCUGCCGGGCUGCCUCACAGCCUGCCUGUGAGAGUGUGCCUGGGGGAGUGUGGUCACAGGCCAGAUGUGUCCAGAUGUGCAGUUUAUGUUGGCUAUUUCAUUAACACCAGCGGUGCAGCACUCUUCAAGCCAGAAAGGAAUGUGGACGUCAUUAUUUCACUUGAUUAUGGUUUGGGAAAUGUGUUCAAGCAAUUAGAGAUGACAUAUAGAUAUUGCAAGAUACAAGGAAUCCCAUUCCCCAAAGUGGAACUAAGUAAAGAAGAAGAGAAGAAUCCAAAGGAGUGUUAUGUGUUUUCGGAUGCAGAGGACCCCAGAGCACCUAUAGUAGUCCAUUUUCCCCUGGUGAAUGACACGUUUAAGGAAUUCAAGGAGCCUGGGGUAAAACGCUGUCGCACAGAGAUGGAAGAGGGCAAAGUAAAUCUGGAGAACAGCUGCUCACCCUAUUACCUCAUUAGGUUAAUCUACUCCUCUGAAAAUUUUGAUAAACUGGCGAACCUGAGCAGGUACAAUAUCCUCAAUAACAAAGACCUGCUCCUCCAGGCAAUCCGGAGUGCCGUUGAACGGAGGAGAGGAAGCAGGACCGGGAAUCUACCCAGCCGCUCUGGAUUUGAAUAUGCCUAGGCUGGGUUUUUGCACUGUUUUCCCACUGAAGGCUAUGGCAGUCACAUUGUGACACAUCACAGUGUUCAUUAUUUGCAGGAAACUGCAGAACCUGUACAUUUCUCAUCAUGCCUUGUUCAAGUACCUAGCUUUCAAAAGGGAUUAUUUAACACCCCCCCCCCCAACCAGGUUUUCAGACCAUAACAGCAUCCCACUGUGGUCUUAUUUGCCAAGAAGUUGGGUCCUGAUUAGCAGAGAUCUUCCAGGAACUGCUCCGUGUUAUAAAAAAUUGAUGGUGGUGAUAGUAAAAGUUCUUUGUAUGCCUCUGUUCCCUCCAUACUUAGCCCAUUAUCAGUGUCUUUUGGAUGAUUAAUUACAAACCAAGUCCUGGCCAUUUGCAUUCAGUCGUGUCCGGAUUUUCAGAUAGGCUGAACAGCUAGAUUUGCGCUGAAUUGGUGGGCUCAGCUCUGAAGUCAGGCCAGAGUCUCAUAUAUUUGUGAACAAUGGCCAAACUGCAACGUGCACAGUUACGUUCUGUCUGGCUGAUUUCCCUUGCUGAAUUAGAAAUUAUUCCUUUACUCCAUUCCCCUAAAAGAGUUUGGCACAGGAAUGCUGCUCUAGACUGCCACUAGCAGGGCAGUUACAUUUCAAGGAAAGAUGAUGUUAGCUGCAAGGUGUGAGUACAGUUAUUUUGAGUGUUGGAGGAGGAAAAAUUCUGCAUAAUGCACGAGUGAUUAGAGUGAUUUAUACUGGGUAGUGCCUUUAUGAAUUAAAAUGUCAGAAGUCUGAAACAAGCUUUUGACACCAGAAACUCCAGGGGAAUCAUCAUCUUAGGCACAGGUACAGUUAAGUUAAUAAUAAUGACUGAGAUAUAAGCUAGUGCUCCUUUCUUAAGUAUAUGAACUGAAGGUGGGGUUUAAUAACUCAUUCAUGUAGUACUGAGUGUAUAGCCAUUGUAUUUUCUUACUCAGAAGAUUUUUUUUUCCCUUUACAGUCCUCUAUCCCUAACAUCAUAGGCAAGGUAUUUUUUUACUAGGUGGUACACUAAAAUAGUAGAACACAAAUGAAAAAAAGGAAAUUCUUUUUCACACCUCUUUGCUGGAGAAAAAUGUUUGGAAAAAUUGUUCCUGGUUUUCAUUUGCUUUGGAGUGCAGUGAGAGACAUUACUUUGAACUAGGAGCUUGGAAUAUCUUUAUAGCCCUCCACUAUAUUAAAAAAGAUGGUAGGGAAGGAUGCUAAGCAGUAUGAAACAUCUUCAUCUGGUGCAAACCAACAGAGCUCCACAGAGGUCGAAGAAGUUGCCUUGCUUUAUAGCACUACAAGAUUUGGACUUGCCUUGGGCACAUUUAAUCCAAACACAGCAUAUUCACUGGGACCUCCAAGGAAAAUGUUACACAUUUCAUAUGUACUGGAAAUGCGCUUGGUAUCUAGAAUUGGUUUUAGUCUAGAAUUUCUGAAAAUCAGACAACGAGAAAUACGGGUCUGCCUUUUUGGUAUAUACAGCCCAUAGCCAAGGUCAGAGAGAAGGCAUUUAGAGAAGGCUUCAUUGCCUCAACCCUGCAUCCACUAAAUGCUAUCUUCUGCUGCAAGUAAAGGCAGUGAAUAAGGCAUAAGCUGUCUCAGGAAUAUACUGUGUAUAAUAUUUGCUGAGUUAAGCAGUAUUGUGCAAAAACCUGAGGAGUUUUAACAGCUGUGAAUGCAGUUAUAUAACUGAAUUCAGGCCAUCAGAUGAUAAGAACUAAUCAGAUAUUGGCUACAGGAAAAAUUAAAAAGCCAUUGUGAGCUAAACAGUAAGAUGGCAGCAGGGUGCUAUUGCAGAUGAGCGUUGCACUGGGUGUCCGCAUGUACACAUGUGCCACUGCGUGCAUGCACAAGCACAGGGUGCAGGCUGUUUUCAUGCUCUUCUGGCUGAGCUCAUGAAGAAACCCCUUCACAUUACCCAUUUGCACAGGAUGCAAGCCGCUUCCUGCUUGGCUGGGAUGAGCUGCACCUCCCCUCCCACGGCCCCGUGCGCUCGCUUCAGCAGCAUCCCGUGCUCAACACACCGCAGCUGCUUUGCCUUGUGCCACCGGUGAGCAGGCAGGGACGGGCAAGGAGCGUGUGAGGCUGCCGCAUGGCCCCCUCCCCGUGCCCUCACUGCGGGGUGCACUUGGGGCACCAAAUUGCUGCCUGCCUCUUCCAGUGCUAUGUUAUUACACGGAUGGUGCAAAGGGCUGAGCCGAGGGGAGGCUGAGGCUGAAGCACCUGCGAUGAGUUGCAGGAAUAGCACCCCUUUCUUUUCACAGCGGUGCUCAAAGGCCUUAUGUCAGUGAGGGACACCGAUGGCCUCCACAAGAGACAGGUGCGAUUUAUUUUGCCCUAGAACCAGCAUCUAACUGAAGCUGGGAGACUUGGCCUUCAGGAAGAAAGAUUCGGGGUUGGGGGGGGGGAAGCCCCCAAUUGCCUUUUGUUUAUGCCUCGGCCAUAUCAAUAAGAGGAAUAGCACCUAAUUUUUACACUCUGCUGCUGCAAAAAAUAUCCCUACUUCAUUCAUAGGCUAGAGUCCGUGCUCCUUAACACUCAUGGAUCUUGCAAGCGUGUGCAUGGCAGCAAGUCACUUCACAUGCACUGAGAAAAUGGAGUCUCUUUAAAUGCGCCACAAACUGGUACCUGGGGCUUGUUUGGUGCGUUCAUAAUGCUGCUAAUGCAAACAGAAAUGCCUAAUAAAAUGUGGAAGGGCCAAAAUAAGCAGGGUUUUCAAGUAACCCACAUAGGUUAGUGGAGAAUAACUUUCCUGAGGGACUGUUAAACCCCAUUAUAAAGCAACUGGAGGUGGUUGUAAGAGCGAGGUGGGAGAGUGUUGUAAGGCUCCCUUUGCCCAGGAGAGCUGUCACCUAAGGCCGUGCCUACACUGCUGAAUAAAGUGGGGCUGGGGGCUGCUGUUUAGCCUUGCAGACAAGAGGCACAAACUGGUCACAUCCACUCAUGUGUUCCUUGACAUCCUCAGGCUCUGUGUGGUACCCCCCGCCCAGCCUUAAAAGAUAAUAUCUAUUAUUCACGUGUUUUUGCAUUUCAACAAGUCUGGAGUUAUGUGAGGGCUGUAUCACUGCCCAUCAGAGUGUUGGUGCUUUUUUUUUUUUUUGGUAGCAUGAAGCUGAGGAACUAUGUUCUUGGCCUGAUGGCAUGACAGGAGGACCUGAGGGUGUCUGUGCGGGCAAAGCCUGGCCAGACAGUGCUGGAGGACUCUGCAAGGUGGAGAGAACCAGCCCUGGCACAAUCCUAUCCAUGCAGCUUCUUUGGAGGUGCUGGCUGGCACGUGCCAUCCCCUAAACCACUCUUGCCCACUGUUUCAGAGCAUGCGAAUUUGCACAGUCCAAAUCCCACAGAACUAUGGACAUAGUUACAGUGAAGAAGCAAGGAUUAUCAGAGACCAGUGCUCAGGUCUGCUCCUUGGUCCUGUUUUCUUUAGCAGUAUAUAUGGAGUCUUGGGAACAGAUCACUGAAAUAUCGUGUACUUGUUCCUCAAAAGUGGUAUGUUUAUUCUUUAUCCCAUUUCUUGUCUGGCCUUGUGCCGUGUGCUGUCAAAUGAAGGAGAAAGCUACCUCUCUGCAUCUCGCCAUGAGAAGGCAUGCGUGACAAGGCACGUGGCGUGCUUCUCAGCAGGUCCGUGCUGCUCUGAAGGAUUCACAUCUGCUUGACUGCUGAGGGUGAAUUCACAUACGCAAAAAACUCACCCAGAAUGCGCCUAGAUCCCUGCUCUCAGAUAGACUUGCUUCUGGAAAACCCACACAAAUAUAGAGCUUGCUAUCUGCUGCCAAAUGCAGAGGAAACAAAAGUUUUUCAACUCUCUUACCUACUCUUCAUAGAAAU